AUGUUGAAUCUUUUGACAUCCGGAUUGGCCUUGGCCUCUUUGGCCUCCGCAGGCUCCAGCGGGCUCCCCAAGUUCGGCGAGAAGCAAUUCUCCCAGUCCUUCCUCGAUGGAUACAACCUGUUGAAGCACAUGGGUAGUUUCGCUCCUUACUCCGAUCGUGCUUCGUACGGUGUGGACCGAAACACUCCCGAGGGAUGCGAGGUUGAUCAAGCGCAUAUGCUGAUGCGUCACGGCGAGCGUUACCCCGACGCUAUCUUUGCUGAAGGCUAUGUUGAGGUGUUGGAGAAGAUGCGGAAGUCCAAGGUCAAGACCUGGGCUGGAGACCUCGCUUUCUUCAAUGACUGGACUUACUAUGUUGAGAAUGAGGGUUUGUAUUCCCAGGAAUCGACUACCGGUCCGUAUGCGGGUCUGCUUGAUGCUUUCACUCGCGGCAGUGAAUACCGUCUUCGCUAUGGUCACCUUUGGGAUGGCGAGUCCGUUGUCCCUAUCUUCAGCUCUGGCUAUGAGCGUGUUAUUGAGACUGCUCGUUAUUUCGGUCGGGGCUUCUUUGGAUACAACUACUCUACCAGUGCUGCCAUGAACAUCAUUCCUGAGGCUGCUACUCAAGGAGCUGAUAGUUUGACCCCGUCGUGCUCGGCUGAUUCGAACUACUACACCUGCUACGCGGAGCGGUUCUACAAGACCUUGCCCCCGUUGGAGGUUGCUGCCAAGCGAUUCAACUCUCAAAAUCCUGGACUGAACCUCACUGCAAGUGAUGUUCUCCAAUUGAUGGAGACUGCGGCGUUUGAGCUCAAUGUCCGUGCUUCUACCCCAUGGGCUGAUGCAUUCACUCUCGAUGAGUGGGUGGCCUAUGGCUAUAUCUGGGAUAUGGCCUACUACUACUGCUUUGGAGCUGGCAGCGAGUACCAGACCGCCGCAGGUCAAGUUUAUGCUAACGCCACCCGUGUCCUGAUGGAGUCCGGCCCCAAGGCUGGAAAGAUGUUCUGGAGUUUUGCCCACGAUGCCAACAUCACUCCUGUUAUUGCCGCCUUGGGAAUUGACGUCCCCGAGCACCAUCUCCCCAACAACACCAUUCCAUUCCCUAACCCAUACCGCGUGGCCGAUAUCGUCCCCAUGGGUGGUCACCUUACCCUGGAGCGUAUGACUUGCAACGCUACCGCCACGAGCAAGGCCGGUGUCUACGUCCGUGCCAUCCUUAACGAGGCCGUUGUGCCUUACUCGAAGUGCCAGAGUGGACCCGGUUACUCGUGUCCUCUCACUAAAUUCUCUGCUAUCGUCGACAAGGCUCCUAAGUUCGAUGAGAAGUGUGAGACUCCUUCCUCGUACCCUCAGUACUUGGACUUCUUCUGGAACUAUAACACUACCAACGAGUACAAUGACCAGUCUGGCCCUAUCGCAUACCAGGUUACUGAUAUCGACGUUUGA
Molecule: messenger RNA, 1425 nt
Organism: Penicillium longicatenatum
Lineage: Eukaryota; Fungi; Ascomycota; Eurotiomycetes; Eurotiales; Aspergillaceae
Product: histidine phosphatase family protein
Exons: 4
Coding region: 1-1425 (474 amino acids)
Cellular component (GO): fungal-type cell wall
Molecular function (GO): acid phosphatase activity
Source: RefSeq, a predicted model, not a curated record